This is a messenger RNA of Penicillium odoratum, 1098 nucleotides long. Its product is annotated as rhomboid family protein. Gene Ontology annotation, cellular component: membrane; Golgi apparatus. Lineage: Eukaryota; Fungi; Ascomycota; Eurotiomycetes; Eurotiales; Aspergillaceae. The record is from RefSeq and is a predicted model, not a curated record. Gene Ontology annotation, biological process: retrograde vesicle-mediated transport, Golgi to endoplasmic reticulum. The coding region runs from base 1 to 1098 and encodes 365 amino acids. The transcript is spliced from 2 exons.
AUGCCACUCCGAGUCAACAUUCCUCCUGCUACUCGCUUCUUCCUUGUCAGCCUCCUCGCCCUUUCCUUACUCUACAACAUUGCCAGAUGGCGUGAACUGGACUACACCGCGGGCGGCGUCCAAACCACCCCGAUCAUUCCCUACCUGACUCUCGUUCCUUCUCGUUUCUUCUUCUACCCAUGGACACUCGUCACGGCCACCUUGGUCGAGCAGAACAUCUUUACCGUGCUCCUUAACGCUGCCACCAUCUUCUAUGGGGGGAAGUACCUCGAGCGCGCGUGGGGGUCCCGAGAGUUCAGCAAGUUCAUUGUGGCCGCCACAGUGAUUCCGAAUAUCGCGAUCAUUCCAAUCUACCUCGUUUGGGGUAUACUACCGGGACAAAACAACCGAGGCCUUACCCAGAUCUGUGGUGGCGUCUCCAUCCAGGCCUCCUUCCUCGUCGCUUUCAAACAACUAGUCCCUGAACAUACCGUUGCGAUUUUCAAAGGCCUAGUCAAAAUGCGUGUCAAGCAUUUCCCUGCUCUGUUCUUACUACUCAACACCCUCAGUGGCAUUCUGAUCGGAACGGACACGGCUGCCAUCUUGGCGUGGCUUGGCCUCCUGACGAGCUGGACAUACCUCAGAUUUUAUAAGCAGCAGCCCGAUCUGACUGGAACAUCAACCAGCGGUCUGGGUAUCAAGGGUGAUGCUAGUGAGACCUUUGCCUUUGCUUGCCUAUUCCCCGAUGUGAUGCAGCCCCCAAUCGCCUUUGUCGCGGACCAGAUAUAUGCAUUACUGGUCACAGUCCAUGUCUUGAAACCGUUCUCGGAGGAUGAUAUUGCCUCUGGUAACCAGCAAGUGCUGGCCAGAGGGGAGGCGGGCUUACCAACUCUCCUCAACAGCCAACGUGGAGGAGGGUCUAGGGGUAAGCGCGAGGAGGCGGAGCGCCGCCGUGCUUUGGCACUCAAGGCGCUAGAUCAACGACUACAGAAUGCUUCUGCGGGUCGCGUACACGCCGGUCCGUCGUCACUAGAACGAAGCACAGGUGCGACAUCGCCAGCCGCCUCCACUCGGCAGGCCAUGCUCGGGGGAACCACCUACAAUCCGGAUAAUGCAUAA